CCAUCUUUCAGUAAUUCGCCAAAAUGACGAACACAAAGGGAAAGAGGAGAGGCACCCGAUAUAUGUUCUAUAGGCCUUUUAGAAAACAUGGAGUUGUUCCUUUGGCCACAUAUAUGCGAAUCUAUAAGAAAGGUGAUAUUGUAGACAUCAAGGGAAUGGGUACUGCUCAAAAAGGAAUGCCCCACAAGUGUUACCAUGGCAAAACUGGAAGAGUCUACAAUGUUACCCAGCAUGCUGUUGGCAUUGUUGUAAACAAACAAGUUAAGGGCAAGAUUCUUGCCAAGAAAAUUAAUGUGCGUAUUGAGCACAUUAAGCACUCUAAGAGCCGAGAUAGCUUCCUGAAACGUGUGAAGGAAAAUGAUCAGAAAAAGAAAGAAGCCAAAGAGAAAGGUACCUGGGUUCAACUAAAGCGCCAGCCUGCUCCACCCAGAGAAGCACACUUUGUGAGAACCAAUGGGAAGGAGCCUGAGCUGCUGGAACCUAUUCCCUAUGAAUUCAUGGCAUAAUAGGUGUUAAAAAAAAAAUAAUAAAGGACCUCUGGGCUACAAAAAAAAAAAAGUCAUGAAACAACAGAUGCUGGAGAGGAUGUGGAGAAAUAGGAACGCUUUUACACUGUUGGUGGGAGUGUAAAUUAGUUCAACCAUUGUGGAAGACAGUGUGGUGAUUCCUCGAGGAUCUAGAACCAGAAAUACCACUUGACCCAGCAAUCUCAUUACUGGGUAUAUACUCAAAGGAUUAUAAAUCAUUCUACUAUAAAGACACAUGUGCACGUAUGUUUAUUGUGGCACUAUUCACAAUAGCAAAGACUUGGAACCAACCCAAAUGCCCAUCAAUGAUAGACUGGAUAAAGAAAAUGUGGCACAUAAACACCAUGGACUGCUAUGCAGCCAUAAAAAAAGAUGAGUUCAUGUCCUUUGCAGGGACAGGGAUGAUGCUGGAAACCAUCAUUCUCAGCAAACUAAUGCAAGAACAGAAAACCAAACACUGCAUGUUCUCACUCAUAAGUGGGAGUUGAACAAUGAGAACAUAUGGACACAGGGAGGGAAACAGCACACACAGGUGACCUAUCAGGGAAUGGGGGGCUAGGGGAGGGAUAGCUUUAGGAGAAAUACCUAAUGUAGAUGAUGGGUUGAUGGGUACAGCCAACCACCAUGGCACAUGUAUACCUAGGUAACAAACCUGCACAUUCUGCACAUGUACCCCAGAACUUAAAGAAUAAUAAAAAGUAAAAUUAAAUUUUAUUUUUCAUUAUUAUUUUUGUUUAAAUUUUAGACAUUUAAAUCUUAAAAAAUGUUUUAUAUCUUGUGUGGAAGGUUUUGGAAAGACUCCAUUUAGUGCUAAUAAAAAUGUAAAGUCACCUACCAAGGAAGAUAAAAGAUGAAGAUCAAUUCUUAUUUAAAAUGUGUUUUAAAAGCCUUCAUUAGUAAUUUUCCUGCUUCAAACUUUUUCUUUACUCUUUAAUUUUAAUUUGGUUUUUAAUGUGUUGAAUAUUGAAAACUUUGAAAGGAUUUAAGCUAAUGCAGUUAUUGUUUAUUAUUGGCUAUCUAAAGAAAUAGUAUGGUUUUUGUCACUUAUCUGAGUGUGUCCAGUAAUCUAUUUUCAGCAGACUGAGUUUUGUAGGGGUGGUCUUUGCACGAGAAAUUUUCAAGUAUUUAACUAGUUUAAGUUGUUGCUGAUAAAGAUAUUUUAAUUGUUUAUGUUGUAUUCAAUCAGAGAAAGGAGGCCUCACCACUUGAAUUUAACUUACAGUACCACCCUUGGACCUUUCUAUUUCCAUAUCCCAGAAAGGUCAGUGGUUUCCUCUGGGGAGGAGGUCAAGAUGCUAUGCCUUCACCUUCAUGGUGCCUCUGGGAAGAGCUACCC
Messenger RNA from Pan troglodytes (chimpanzee), 1863 nucleotides. Its product is annotated as large ribosomal subunit protein eL21-like. The transcript has a single exon. Lineage: Eukaryota; Metazoa; Chordata; Mammalia; Primates; Hominidae. Gene Ontology annotation, molecular function: structural constituent of ribosome. Gene Ontology annotation, cellular component: ribosome. Bases 24 to 506 code for a protein of 160 amino acids. The record is from RefSeq and is a predicted model, not a curated record. Gene Ontology annotation, biological process: translation.